UGAAAUGUUUCUCUACAUUAGAAUAAAGUGAGAGCAAUGUUUAUAUGAGCUGCCUGCAUAAAAAUCCUCUGAGGUCCCAAUGAGGAGGAGACAUCAACCACAGGAAGUAGAAACCACUUUUUAUUAUAGGAAGUUCUGGUUCAGACACUUUGAGAGUCGACAGCGAGAGAACAAGUCACAGAAAACAAGAGGAGAGAAAAAUGUUUGGAUUGAAAUCUUUUAAAUUAUCUCUGCUUCUGACAUGGAUGCUUCCAUUUACAGCAGAAACUGGACAAUUUUCUAAAAUGACUGCGACGGUUGGAGAUGACGUCACUUUGACUUGUGAAGGUUUCAGAGAAUUUAAUGAUCAAUGUUUCAGUACUACAUGGAAAUACAGUGACUCAGUAAAAACAGAGCCACUGUAUGAACAAGGGAAGAUUCACAGAGAAGCUGGAUCUAAAUCAGACAGACUGAAUGUUACAGAAAAAUGUUUCCUGGUUAUAAAGAAGGUCACAGUGGAGGAUGAUGGUUUUUACACCUGUAGACAGGAUGAAUCAUCAGGACGUGUAGUUACAGAGUCUGCAGUUCUACUUUCUGUUACUAACAAAACAACAACAACAACAUCCCCACAAGCAUCAGUCGCACCAACAACUGAUGGAAAAACUGGAUCAAACUCGGAUUUUCUUCUGGCAUCACUGAUCAGUGCAGCUGUUGCUUCAGCAGCUCUCUUAAUAACUACAGUGAUGAUCAUCAGAUGGAGGAAAACUAAAGGAAAUAAAACUCAGAUGGAUGAUGGAGCUGAGUUGAGCUUCAACUCUGCAGGGACUCGGUCUGGUCCAGAAACCAGUCAGGACACGGCUGAUCAUGCAGAUAUGAUCCAGUACGCCUCCAUCAGCAACACCAGCAUGAGCAACACUGGGGCCCGGGUUGACAGUAAAGACCAUGAUGAACACAGAGUGACCUACAGCACUGUUAAAGCUCCUGCUGCAGCCUCCACUAAUCCCACCGACCUCUACGCUACUAUCCAAGAAUACAGAUGAAAGACCAAAGUAUAGCUACAUUGAAGUUAUUAUGUUUGUCCAAAGAUUAUCAGUUUAACCUUUUUUAAUAGAUAGUUUCAUAUUUUAUUUUACAUUUACAGUGUGUGAAGUUCAAGAAAAUCUACUUGUAGAAUAAUUAUAUUAUUGAAUUUCUUUUGCUGAUUAUUGUUUUAUGUAGAAUUGGGUCAAAAGUAUAUUAAAAAAAAAAAAAAAAAAAAAGUCUGUCCGUUCCAGUC
This is a messenger RNA of Melanotaenia boesemani (Boeseman's rainbowfish), 1255 nucleotides long. RefSeq lists its product as uncharacterized. Gene Ontology annotation, cellular component: membrane raft; external side of plasma membrane. Gene Ontology annotation, molecular function: protein tyrosine kinase binding; MHC class II protein binding. The record is from RefSeq and is a predicted model, not a curated record. Gene Ontology annotation, biological process: positive regulation of ERK1 and ERK2 cascade; T cell activation; interleukin-15-mediated signaling pathway. NCBI's taxonomy places the organism in Eukaryota, Metazoa, Chordata, Actinopteri, Atheriniformes, Melanotaeniidae. The transcript has 8 exons. Bases 201 to 1019 code for a protein of 272 amino acids.